UUUCUUUCUUUUCCUUUUCCGAUUUCAAUAUGACGGCCGCUACUAAAGAAGCUGGAAAGAAGAUCAAAAGAGAUCCCGCCAAGAACCCUAUGCGCGAUCUGCACAUCAGAAAAUUGUGCUUGAACAUUUGCGUAGGUGAAUCUGGUGAUAGAUUGACCCGUGCCGCUAAGGUGUUGGAACAAUUGACUGGCCAACAGCCCGUGUUCUCCAAAGCUCGCUACACCGUGCGUUCUUUCGGUAUUCGUCGUAAUGAAAAGAUUGCCGUACAUUGCACAGUCCGUGGUGCCAAGGCUGAAGAAAUCUUAGAACGUGGCCUCAAAGUACGUGAAUACGAAUUGAGACGUGACAAUUUCUCUGCCACCGGCAACUUUGGUUUCGGUAUCCAAGAACACAUUGAUUUGGGCAUCAAAUACGAUCCCUCAAUCGGUAUCUAUGGUUUAGAUUUCUACGUUGUCCUCGGCCGUCCAGGCUACAACGUUGCCCACAGAAAACGCAAAUCCGGUACAGUUGGUUACCCUCACCGUCUGACCAAGGAAGAUGCCAUGAAAUGGUUCCAACAGAAGUACGAUGGUAUCAUUCUUAACAGCAAGAAGUAAAUGGCAUUAUUUAUUUUUAAGUAACAUUCAAAAUUAACUAAUAUUACAAAAAGAGAUCUUGUAAUAUGGUUGUAUUAAAAAUAAAUACUUUUUCUAAAACAAAACAAAAAUAAAA
This is a messenger RNA of Calliphora vicina (urban bluebottle blowfly), 711 nucleotides long. It is a transcript of the gene RpL11, whose product is annotated as ribosomal protein L11. Gene Ontology annotation, biological process: translation. Lineage: Eukaryota; Metazoa; Arthropoda; Insecta; Diptera; Calliphoridae. The record is from RefSeq and is a predicted model, not a curated record. Bases 30 to 596 code for a protein of 188 amino acids. Gene Ontology annotation, molecular function: structural constituent of ribosome; RNA binding. The transcript is spliced from 4 exons. Gene Ontology annotation, cellular component: cytosolic large ribosomal subunit; ribosome.